Molecule: messenger RNA, 1854 nt
Organism: Hirsutella rhossiliensis
Lineage: Eukaryota; Fungi; Ascomycota; Sordariomycetes; Hypocreales; Ophiocordycipitaceae
Product: capsular associated protein
Exons: 7
Coding region: 1-1854 (617 amino acids)
Source: RefSeq, a predicted model, not a curated record
AUGGCCCGUUCUAUGGUGGUGCAAGUCCUGGCCUUCUGCCUUUUGUCCCUCAAUUUUAUAUCUCAAUCUCUCAAGCGCCACUCUCUGACUGAGCAGCCACGAUUCUCGUCCUUCGUGGUGCUACUGCUGUCUGGAGGGUGGUGCUACGCCGCUAGUCAUCACUCCAAAUGGAUCGCCUUUGGAGACGGGCGGUCCUCUGCCAAGCGGCAUCAAGUCCGGGAUGGACACUCAGCGGGCUGCCCUUCAGAUGAGGCCGUGCUGAACGGUUCCAGCAGCCAUCUACCCGGGCACCCAAGGCGCUAUUCUCUGCCGGCUCUCAUACUCUUUAUUGUACUGCGGCUGGAGAUUUUCCACCGUGUCAACUACCAGCCGCGGUGUGCUAGUCCCGGGAUUGAGUCCUUUCUCUGCGUAAUUCUCAUUUGCUAUGAAGUCUUGUCGAAUCGACGGCGAUGGGGCGUUCCGCCGUCCGAGUACGUGGAUGACCCCUGGCGCAGUGUCUUUGACGAUCUGCACGAUUGGUUUACUGGGCCUCGGGUGACCAUGGUCUUGGUGCUCUCGAGCGCCUUCGUUUUCGCUACUGGCGCCUAUCUCGCUGCCAGCCAGAUAACGGAAUCAACCUUUACUUGCUUUUCUCCAGUCGACAGUCGACCUCUGACGCUUUUCCUCCAAAUGGUUGGCCUUGCUCUCGAUACUGCCAUCAUCAUUCUCCUCUGGCGAAUUCUUGCGUGGGCGAGGACUGUGAGGCUGCGGCUGCGGGUUUUGGCCAGCGUCUUCGCCUCUUCCUCGCUCGUCUUCGGGGGCCUGUGGCUCGGCAGCGUCAUCUUCGGGGGGUUUCGCAGGUUCAACGUCGCCUUUGGCUCGCUACACGGACUUGACUUCUUGAUGGACAGCGCUGCUCUCGCCACGUUUAUGUCGUCAGCGACAUUUUGGAUGUGCGAAACAUCCCCAAUCACCCCAAUAAGCGUCCUCACGUUCCUCGCUGGCACGUGGUGUUCCAGCCUCAACGUGCUUAGAAUGGGUGACUGGAUGCACCUAUCGCGGGUAGACGCUUUGCUGCCCGUCUGGUUCUUGGCGUUUGGGGCUGUUUUGUUUACUUUUUCUCAUGACAUCCGAUCCGUCAUCUUCGUCCCGCGCCUCCUGUUGACCUUUUUGUUCAUGGCGCUUCUCUGCGUGGCAACCAUUUUCACCUUCACCACGCAGAUGCCGACUUUUGACGACCGUCACCCGAUCUCUGAGCUCAUGUAUCAGGCCCAAACAAAGCACAGUCGCUGGCUGCUUGAGGCGGGAACAAGCCAGAGCCUUCCGGUGGCAGUCGACGUAUACCAAAAACGCCACGCCGACAGAGCGCCCCCUCCCAACUUUGACGAGUGGUACCGAUAUGCCUCUGAAUCUCUCAUCGUCGACGAUUUCGAGCAAAUGGACCGGGAUAUCGCCCCGUUUUGGGAUCUUGCGCCCGCAGAACUCCGAAGCAGAGCGGAUGCCAUGGCGGCUGAUACUGGCGUAGCUGUCAUCAAGGUGCAAAACGGCGAGGUUGCAAAGAGGGAUUCGGGCGAGGAUGCUGAGAACGCGGAUCUCGAAGAGCUGGAGGAGAUGAUCAAGCUAUUCUCCAGACAUCUUCCCGACAUGGUCUUGCCCAUCAAUCUCGGCCCAGCGCCACGUAUCCUCCCGUCGUGGGAUGAUAGAUGGCCAGAAGCAUCGAAUUCGAGCCUGGGUUCUCUGGAGACGAGAAGUGGAAGCAUGCCCGCCUACAUCCCGCGCAAGAACGAGCCCGGAUUGGAACAUUGGCCAAUUCUGCUCCGAGUACGUCUGUGGCCAGCCAGAUUUGAAGCACCUACACGGGUUUUUCCUGACUGA